This is a messenger RNA of Trichoderma gamsii, 1143 nucleotides long. RefSeq lists its product as hypothetical. Bases 1 to 1143 code for a protein of 380 amino acids. The transcript is spliced from 10 exons. The record is from RefSeq and is a predicted model, not a curated record. Gene Ontology annotation, molecular function: zinc ion binding; 5-methyltetrahydropteroyltriglutamate-homocysteine S-methyltransferase activity. Lineage: Eukaryota; Fungi; Ascomycota; Sordariomycetes; Hypocreales; Hypocreaceae.
AUGAUUAUUCCAACUGAAGUAGUGGGCUCGCUGCCUCGUCCCGUGUAUUUACAAAAGGCCUUUGCUGACUACGAUGCUGGACUCAUCACCCGCAAUGAUCUUGUGGCCGCCCAGGACAAGGCCGCGAAAGAUUCGGUUGAGAGAAUGGAGGCGGCCGGGGAGACUUAUGUAACUGACGGAGAGCAGCGCGCAAGUUCUUUCGCGACGUAUCCUAUUACUGAGACUCUCAAGGGCACUGGGCUUCCUGACAACUUUGCAGCGGAUGGCCAGUUGUUUGCCAAUUUUGCGGAUGGCCAUCAUCGCCAGCUUCCACGACUGGUCAAAGGGCCUUUCAAAUACGCGACAUAUGCGUUUCAAAAUCUCCAAAAGUCUAUACCCUACGCCUCGCAUCCUAUGAAGCAAGCUGUCAUUGCGCCGAGUAUGAUGUACCUCUUAUAUCCUCUUCAGGGAGACCUAGAAGGCUACUCUCGAGUAGAGUUUAUUAAAGAUCUGAUUGAUGAAUGCGAAAAAGACAUUCGAGGAUGUUUCGAAACAGGCGCCAAGAGAGUCUCGAUUGAUUUCACAGAAGGCCGCCUCGCUUUAAAAAACGACCCUAGAAAUCCUUGGACAAAUGCCGAGCUUCUCGAGAGAUUCAUCUUGCUAAUUAACCAGGUCCUUGACCGCUUCAACCCCGAAGAACGAAUCAACAUUGGCCUGCACACGUGUCCUGGCGGCGAUUGCGACUCUGUGCACUCACUAGACGUCGACUAUCACAAGCUACUGCCAUCACUGUUUCACAUUAAUGCCGGAUAUUUCUUGAUUCAGCUGUCUUCUGAGAAGGAUCGUGAGGAAAUAUAUAGAACGAUUGGACAGCAUAUCCGCAAAGAUGCCGGUGGUAUCAAACAGGUCGCUUUUAUUGGAGUCAUUAACACCCUCAAUCCAAGAGUUGAGACACCAGAGGAAAUUGCCGACCAUUUAAUACUUGCCAGCAAAUAUAUCCCGCCGGAUCAGCUCGGGGCAACAGACGAUUGUGGCUUCUCUCCAUUCUCCAUCGACCUCAAGCCAAGCCAUGGCAGUCCGGACUUUGCGAGGGAUAUCGCAUUUCAAAAGAUUGCAAAUCGCGUCCAAGGGGCUAAAUUAGCCAGUGAAACCAUUUCUGCCUAA